Rotaria sp. Silwood2 is the source of this 255-nucleotide messenger RNA. Lineage: Eukaryota; Metazoa; Rotifera; Eurotatoria; Philodinida; Philodinidae. The record is from the annotation of a GenBank genome assembly.
AUGAUAGUACCUCCUGUACCCAUAAAUCGAAUCCAUCUACCACCAACAUUUGUAUUGAAUAAUAGUCCGUUAUCACAAGAAUCACCUACUCCAGAUGUAGCUAUGUUUCGUGAAGGAUCAUUGACAACUGUGUAUGAUGAACAAGGUGGAUCACCACUAGGUCCACCAUUACCAACAUCAAAGAUUGUUGGUACGGUUGCACCUAAAAAUUCAUCAAUUAAAUUAAUGAACUCCUGUGUUAUUUAUAGGUUUUAA